AUGGAGUUCCAAGGGCAGCACGACAACCCCGCCAACCGCGUCGACGAGUACGGCAACCCGUUCCCGCUGGCCGGCGGCGUGGGGGGAGGACACGCCGCUCCUGGCACCGGCGGGCAGUUACAGGCCCGCAGGGGAGAGCACAAGACCGGUGGGAUCCUGCAUCGCUCCGGCAGCUCCAGCUCCAGCUCGUCUUCCGAGGACGACGGCAUGGGCGGGAGGAGGAAGAAGGGCAUGAAAGAGAAGAUCAAGGAGAAGCUCCCCGGCGGCCACAAGGACAACCAGCAGCACAUGGCGACUGGUACAGGGACUGGAGGAGCCUACGGGCCGGGGACUGGAACUGGUGGAGCCUACGGGCAGCAAGGCCACGCAGGAAUGGCCGGCGCCGGCACUGGCACCGGCGAGAAGAAGGGGAUCAUGGACAAGAUUAAGGAGAAGCUGCCGGGACAGCACUGA
This is a messenger RNA of Triticum turgidum subsp. durum (durum wheat), 453 nucleotides long. The record is from the annotation of a GenBank genome assembly. NCBI's taxonomy places the organism in Eukaryota, Viridiplantae, Streptophyta, Magnoliopsida, Poales, Poaceae.